AUGGAUGGCCUUUCGGGAGCGGCAAGCGUGAUAGCGGUCGUGGACCUGUCUGCCAAAGUCGCGUCGCUCUGCUACCAGUAUUUAGCCACAGUCAAACACGCAAAGCGAGACAUCGAGCGCCUCCACCAGAAAGUGACUGAUGUCAAGAAUGUCCUCGAAAAGCUCCAGCAGCUUCUAGAUAAGCAUGACAAAUCGCAGCUCUCUACUACACACACAUUACUGGACCCACUCCAAAGAUGCUUCCAGGAGUUGAAAGAUAUCGAAGCUGCCCUCCAGGCUAAACUCUCUCCCAGCUCAGGCCGUAAAGCGAUGCAAAGGUUCGGCAUUCGAGCUUUGAAAUGGCCGUUCACGAGCAAGGAGGUAGAAAAGACCGUUCAAAAUCUCAAGGAGUAUGAGAACACGUUCAGCCUUGCGCUCCAGAUUGAUCAGCUCGCGCUUCAAGUCGAUCAAACAAAUCUUGUUGUGGCUAUAAACCAGAAACUAGACCUAACCAAACUGCCUAUCGCGGCAGGCUCGUCCUUCGACUCGCAUGCCGAUGAACACAACGCACGAUGUCUGCCUAAUACCCGCACCGCGCUGCUGCACAGUAUUACUGAAUGGGCAAACCAAAAAGAUAGCAAACCAAUCUUCUGGCUGAGCGGCAUGGCCGGCACAGGAAAGUCCACGAUCGCGCGGACAAUUGCCCAAUCACUUUCCGAAGCCGGUCAGCUAGGAGCAAGCUUCUUCUUCAAGAAAGGCGAGGGCGAGCGCGGCAAUGCGUCACGUUUCUUCAGCACCAUCGCCAAUGAUCUGGUUGCUCGGGAACCCGGCAUGCUACCUGAUAUCAGGAAAGCACUCGAGGACUCAGCUUUAUCACAGAGGGCACUGAAGGACCAGUUUGAGAAACUCAUAUUGCAUCCGCUCUCGGGGGUGCAACAGCCACGCUUGAUUGCCACCGCGUUGGUAGUAGUUAUUGACGCAUUAGACGAAUGCGAGAGGGACGAGGAUAUUCGAGCUAUACUCCAGCUUCUUGCACGCACCAAGGACAUGCGACCAGUCUCGUUACGAAUCUUAGUAACUAGCAGACCAGAGCUCCCUAUUCGCCUGAGCUUUAAGAAGAUGCCAAACGGAACAUAUCAAGACCUUGUUCUUCACGAAGUCGCAAAGGACACUAUUGAACAUGACAUACGACUCUUCUACGAGCACGAGCUCAGUGCGAUACGGCAAGCACGCAUGCUUUCUACAGACUGGCCGACGGCAGAUCAGGUCCAGGCCCUUGUCGAGAUAGCUGUGCCGCUGUUCAUCUUUGCCGCUACCGUGUGCCGGUAUAUCAGCACGAAAGGAGGUGACCCGGAAGAUUAUCUAGACAAGGUGCUGCAGUAUCAGAAGUCCAACUUCUCACAGCUUGACCGAACCUACCUUCCUGUAUUAGACCAGCUGCUAGUUGAUCAGGAGGAAGACGAGAAAGACGCUUGGCUGCGCGUAUUUCGAAACAUUGUGGGCAGCAUUGUUCUUCUAGAAAGCCCACUCUCCAUUGCAUCACUUGCACGUCUCCUGCAAGUUCCACAGAAGAAGAUACAGUAUCGGCUAGACGCAUUGCACUCUGUUCUUAGCAUCCCUGAUACUGACAGGGCCCCUGUUAGGCUGCUUCACUUGUCUUUCCGCGACUUCCUCGUCGGACAUCAAAGACAAAGUAUGAGCCGGUAUUGGGUAGACAAGAGAGCCACACAUAAGGACUUGGCAUCCCGUUGCCUUGAACGUAUGUCCGGCACAGACGGCUUGCGACAGAACAUGUGCAGCCUCCAGCCAGGUACGUCACGAAGCGGAGUUGACGAAGUACAGAUUGCGAGCUGUCUGUCACCUGAUCUGCAGUAUGCAUGUCGCUACUGGGUCAGUCAUCUUCAGCAGAGUCAGCAAGUCGUUGUUGACGGAGACACAACGCACCUUUUCCUACAGAAGCAUUUUCUGCAUUGGCUUGAAGCUCUUAGCCUUAUGAGAGAGCUAAGCAGAUGCGUUCAUCUACUGAACAGCCUUAAGAAGCUUGUAGAUCCAUCUCCAAGUUCAGUUUCCAACUUUAUACUGGACGCUGAACGAUUUGUACUGCGGUUCCAGUCUACGAUAGCAGACGCUCCACUGCAAGCCUAUUGCUCUGCGCUUGUGUUUGCGCCGGAGAUGAGCAUAAUACGACGAACAUUUAACGACCAAGUGUUACUAGGGGUCUGGAUGGUGACAAAGAGGGAAGAAAAUUGGGACGCGUGUCGCAGCACGCUGGAGGGCCAUUCUAACUCGGUCAACGUGGUGGCCUUCUCGCCGGAUGGGCAGCUGGUUGCGUCGGCCUCUGCUGACAACACCGUCCGGCUGUGGGAGGCGGCCACGGGGACGUGUCGCAGCACGCUGGAGGGCCAUUCUAACUGGGUCAGGGCGGUGGCCUUCUCGCCGGACGGGCAGCUGGUUGCGUCGGCCUCUCGUGACAACACCGUCCGGCUGUGGGAGGCGGCCACGGGGACGUGUCGCAGCACGCUGGAGGGCCAUUCUGACUGGGUCAGCGCGGUGGCCUUCUCGCCGGACGGGCAGCUGGUUGCGUCGGCCUCUGGUGACAACACCGUCCGGCUGUGGGAGGCGGCCACGGGGACGUGUCGCUGCACGCUGGAGGGCCAUUCUAACUCGGUCAACGUGGUGGCCUUCUCGCCGGACGGGCAGCUGGUCGCGUCGGCCUCUCGUGACAACACCGUCCGGCUGUGGGAGGCGGCCACGGGGACGUGUCGCUGCACGCUGGAGGGCCAUUCUGACUGGGUCAGCGCGGUGGCCUUCUCGCCAGACGGGCAGCUAGUCGCGUCGGCCUCUGGUGACAACACCGUCCGGCUGUGGGAGGCGGCCACGGGGACGUGUCGCUGCACGUUGGAGGGCCAUUCUGACUCGGUCAGCGCGGUGGCCUUCUCGCCGGACGGGCAAUAUAUUGAAACAGAUCGAGGUAAAAUUCCUCUAGACCCUCCUAUUGCGCCAUCGCCUUUCACUUGUAGAUCGCAACCGUCUUACAUAUUUAUACAAGACCAGUGGAUCUUUUUAGGUCAACAGCGGCGGUUAUGGCUUCCUCCUGAAUAUCGACCGACUUGCUCUGCAGUCAACGAUAAUCUGGUCCUCUUAGGACAUUCUUCAGGACGGACUACCAUUUUUCACUGCUCUGCUACAUAG
Molecule: messenger RNA, 3171 nt
Organism: Aaosphaeria arxii CBS 175.79
Lineage: Eukaryota; Fungi; Ascomycota; Dothideomycetes; Pleosporales
Product: vegetative incompatibility protein HET-E-1
Exons: 3
Coding region: 1-3171 (1056 amino acids)
Biological process (GO): establishment of mitotic spindle orientation; microtubule organizing center organization; nuclear migration
Cellular component (GO): cytoplasmic microtubule; kinetochore; microtubule associated complex
Molecular function (GO): dynein complex binding; microtubule plus-end binding
Source: RefSeq, a predicted model, not a curated record